Messenger RNA from Polychytrium aggregatum, 1129 nucleotides. RefSeq lists its product as uncharacterized. The transcript is spliced from 6 exons. The coding region runs from base 121 to 1086 and encodes 321 amino acids. Gene Ontology annotation, cellular component: cytoplasm; Nem1-Spo7 phosphatase complex. The record is from RefSeq and is a predicted model, not a curated record. Gene Ontology annotation, molecular function: protein phosphatase regulator activity. NCBI's taxonomy places the organism in Eukaryota, Fungi, Chytridiomycota, Chytridiomycetes, Polychytriales.
CCCUCCCUCCCAUCCUCAGCACCUCACUUCCUGCCCGACCACAGAGCCCACUGGCAGGAGUAUAGGGUCCUGUAUCUCCGCACACCACCAACGCCGAACUCCCCAUCGUCCUCUCAUGCCAUGAGCACACCCAAGAUCACGCUCGAAUCCAUCUCUCUCGGAGCCUCGUAUGAGCCUGUCUCGAGCCGGUCCGGCGACGAGUACCUCCCUGCGAUCCCGGCCUUGGGAGCACCGCCAUCCCUAUCGGCAACAUCACCAACCCCGACCUCGUCCCCGCCGCUGUCGCCCUCGGCGCUGUCGUCAUCAUCGCCCGUUGCCAACAUUGAAAAUACCCUAGUGGAGCACAGCAACGGAGCUAGCACUGGCGAGCGACUGGAGCGAAGCAUCGAAUCUCAUCUGCGACUGGACGAGCGCACUUUCAAGGACCUCGCCAUUUUUGAAGAGCGGCUAAGAAUGAACAUGGAGCGCUUCAACAGUUCCCGGCGCAGAUGGGAAGCGGCAUUUUGCAUGGUCAUCCUGGCCCUAUUCUUCUUUGCGUAUAUGCUAUGGUCCGAUAAGACAGUCGACGAAGAGGGGCGAACGAGGCCCAACCUCCUUUUCUUUGGUGGCUUUAUCUUCUUUGCGGGCGUGCUGCUCUGGUUUAUUGCGAGUGGCACAUACACCGAGAAGGUGAUCAAGCCAGCAAAGUACAUUGUGCAAGCCAAUCGAGCCCUGAAGCCUUUCAACAUGGAGCUUGGCCGGGAGCGACCAAACGAACUCAGCUUCUAUAGCCGGAUACCGCGCAAGUUCCAGGACGAGUUUUUCACCUACCGAAACCUCCACAGGCAAAAGCGUGCCCGCAGUAUCGAGAAACAAAGGCUGAGGAAGCAGCAGCAGAAGGCUGGGCUUGCAACUGGCUCGCCAUCGGCCGGCGGUCUCGGGUCCAAUGCCACCAGCGGCGGCCGCAUCAAAUCGACAUCGCCGGGAGACUCCAACAAGUCCGUGCGGAAAAUGAGCUUGCAAUCCAGCACGCUUGUCCCCGGUGCCCCAGAUGACGGUUCGCUGCAGAAGGGAUCUGCCCUGUGGAAGCUGAAGAAGAACUCUUGAUGGAUACACCGCGGUCCCUGUAGAGGUUGUCCUUGUCGCCGAC